GUUUCUCCAGUCAGAUAACUCCCUAGCUUAUUGGUUUUUCCCUAAGAAAGGAUGGUGGCUCCAAGAAGCAGCAUGGCCUCAGCCACCGCCAGCCACCCCCCUCUCAACUCCCGCAAGCUCCUGCGGCGUGCCAUCCUCAACCGCGCGUUUGCCCUUGCUUACGCUUGUGCCAUCCUGGCCCUCUUCUAUCACCAUGUGAAAACUCUCCUCCGCCCUGCCACCGCAGCCAACGCCAUCGCUGCGCUCUUUCUAUUGCUUGCCGACGUGGUCCUUGCCUUCAUGUGGAGCACCACCCAGUCCUUCCGGCUGUACCCGACCCGCAACGAGGAGUUCCCAGAGAACCUUGAGAAGGUGGUGGGAGGGACCGGGGGCUUCCCGGCGUUGGACGUGUUCAUAUGCACGGCGGACCCCUACAAGGAGCCGCCUAUGGGGGUGGUGAACACUGCACUGUCGGUGAUGGCGUAUGAGUACCCGGUGGAGAAGUUAUCGGUGUACGUCUCGGACGACGGCGGGUCAGAGCUGACGCUAUUUGCAUUCAUGGAGGCGACGAGGUUCGCCGGCCACUGGCUGCCGUUUUGCAGGGAGAGGAAUUUGGUGGAGCGCAGCCCGGAGGCUUAUUUUGCGUCCAGUCAUCGUGACGGCACUGAAAUCGAUAAGAUUAAGAUGAUGUACGAGAGCAUGAAGAUGCGGGUCGAGCAUGUGGUAGAAAGAGGGAAAGUUGGGGAAGAGUACAUCAUCGGAGAUCGCGAGCGUCGAGCUCUCAACAUGUGGACGGAUGAGUUCACCCGCCAAAAUCAUCCUGCGGUCAUCGAGGUUUUGCUAGACAACAACAGGGAUAGAGACAUUACAGGAAAUGUGAUGCCCAAUCUCAUCUACCUCUCAAGAGAGAAGAGCCAGAACGCGCCCCACUAUUUUAAGGCUGGUGCCCUCAAUGCCCUGCUGCGUGUUUCGGCCAUCAUGACCAAUGCGCCCAUAAUCCUGACCUUGGAUUGUGACAUGUGCUCGAACGACCCCAAAACGCCUCACCGAGCACUGUGUUACUUAGCUGACCCCUUGAUAGACCAGUCCCAACUUGGAUACGUUCAAUUCCCUCAACGCUACCAAGGGAUCAAUAAAGGUGACAUAUACUGUGGUGAUUUCAAGCGCCUAUUCCAAAUCAACCCGAUCGGAAUGAAGAAUGGACCGAGUUAUGUCGGGACCGGGUGCUUUUUCCGGCGGCGGAGCUUGUUUGGCCCUCCUUCAGCUAUUGUGCAAUCGGAGAUUCCAGAAUUGAGUCCCGAACACUCUCCAAAUGGUUUGAUUCGUUCGGAAAGGAUGUUGGCAUUGGCACAAAAUGUGGCAGGAUGCAAGUAUGAGCACAAUACAAACUGGGGCCACAAGGUGGGCUUCAGAUACGGGUCACUUGUGGAGGAUUACUACACGGGCUACAAGCUUCAAUGCGAGGGAUGGAGGUCGGCCUUUUGCCACCCGGAGAGGGCAGCGUUUCUUGGGGACGCACCGAUUUGCCUCAUCGACGUCCUCAACCAGACCAAGAGAUGGGCCAUUGGGCUUCUCGAGGUGGGCUUUUGCAAGUUCAGCCCGGUCACGUACGGAAUCCAGUCCAUGGGCCUCCUCAUGGGCCUCUCCUAUGCGCACUACGCGUUCUGGUCCAUGUGGUCCAUCCCCAUCACCAUCUAUGCCUUCCUCCCUCAGAUUGCUCUUAUCAAUGGACUCUCCAUCUUCCCCAAGGUCUCGGAACCAUGGUUCCUCCUAUACAUUUUCCUCUUCCUCGGAGCCUAUGCCCAAGACCUGGCCGACUUCGUCCUAGCUGGCCACAACAGCACCCUCCGGCGGUGGUGGAACGACCAGCGGAUGUACCUGAUACGCGGCAUGACGUGCUACGUGUUCGGCACCAUUGAGUACACGCUCAAGUCCCUAGGCAUUGCCGCGCACGGGUUCAACCUCACAAGCAAGGUCCUUGAUGACGAGCAGAGCAAGAAGUACGAGCAAGGGGUUUUCGAGUUCGGGGCCGUGUCGCCAAUGUUCAUGGUGCUGGGGGCGGCGGCGAUCAUCAAUUUGGUAUCCCUUGUGCAGGGUCUGAUAAUGACCGUCGUGAGGAGGAGCGUCGGCGGAGACGCAGAAGGGUUGGUGUUGCAGAUACUGUUGGCCGGUUUCGGAGUUGUGAAUGGUUGGCCGAUUUACGAAGCCAUGUUCAUAAGGAGCGACAAGGGGAGGAUGCCCACCAAGGUUACGUUGGUCUCGGCAUUUGUAGCGUCUCUUCUUUAUACUGCAGUUUCUCUUGCAUGAAAGAUUAGGGGGACAUGUAUGGUUCUGCUUAAGAUUAUUUCUUGUCGGGCAGAGUAUAUCCAUCAUAGAUAUCUAGGUUGGCACUUUUCAUAUUGAGAAAUAACUCUAUAUAUGUUGAAUCAAAUUUUACUCUACUGUCAUCAGCUGGUCUUUCUUA
Molecule: messenger RNA, 2443 nt
Organism: Eucalyptus grandis
Lineage: Eukaryota; Viridiplantae; Streptophyta; Magnoliopsida; Myrtales; Myrtaceae
Product: cellulose synthase-like protein G3
Exons: 6
Coding region: 52-2286 (744 amino acids)
Biological process (GO): plant-type primary cell wall biogenesis; cellulose biosynthetic process
Cellular component (GO): plasma membrane; trans-Golgi network
Molecular function (GO): cellulose synthase (UDP-forming) activity; mannan synthase activity
Source: RefSeq, a predicted model, not a curated record